Molecule: messenger RNA, 1728 nt
Organism: Lonchura striata (white-rumped munia)
Lineage: Eukaryota; Metazoa; Chordata; Aves; Passeriformes; Estrildidae
Source: RefSeq, a predicted model, not a curated record
GUGGGUUAGAUAUUUAACUCUUCCUCCUUUUCUUAUGGCUGAUAAAUAACCUAAUAAUUUUUUAAAUAACCUGAUAACUUACUGGACUUUUACAGACCCUUUUUAAAGGACUGGACUAAUCACCUGAAUCCACCCUUAGAACCAGUUUCUCAACUCAAGCCUGUUAACAGGAACAAGAAAGAUAUUCUUGGGACUGUGAUGGAGGAUGCUCAAGAGAUUGGCAAGCUUGGAGCCAAAUCCACACAGCACACUUGCCACACUGCUCUGAAGAAGCCUUCAAAUACAUCUCAGAGAGCAGGAGGGGUGUGUCCAGUGCAGCCAGGGAACAAUGCGAUGUUUCCUGCAUCUGUACAGACUAGAGACAUGCUCCCAUCUUCAAGCUCUGGUCAACUAAAUCCAGGCAGGAGCCAGAAGUUUGCACAGGAGUCUGUCACUGCAGCAGAACCUCAGGUGGGAAGUGACCACCCUCUUCCAGGAGCACCUCACACCCUGAAUGUGGGGCUGCAGGACAGGCUUGUCUGCAACAAGGAAAACCUCAGCCCACAAGCCUCCACAUCCUCAGAGCUGAUCAACACUUUCCAACCUAGUGAAAACAGUCUUAAGAAGGAGAGAGUCUUGGUCCACAGGCAAUGCCCAGCUGUAAUGUCAAGGCCCAUUCUGGGUCCAAAAGGCAGAACGAGUAACCACCAGCCUAAGGAAAACCCAAUUCUGGAUAAAUUUAGGAAAGCCCUGCCAGAAUCAAAGAGCAUGUCUCAAAAUACAACUAUCAGAACUCAGCCACUGCAGCCCUCUCAGUUCCUUCCUACUUCUGCUAAUUUGAUACAUAAAAGCCCAGGGACAAAGCAGGGAGAAAGGACUGCUGUGAGGCAACCUGUCACAGCUCCAAGGGGAAGUCUUAAGCAGCACAGCCAGCCUCACCCAGUGAGAUUUCCUGCCAAGCCUCCCACCUUGGGCAAGCCCCAGGGGAGCACAAUCCUGAAAUCCAACCUGAACCCAGGUGUCACUUUGCCAUGGCCAAGGCCCAUGCUUAAAGAAGUGAUGGGCAGGAAGGACAUGAAGGUGAUGCCUCCUCGACACAUGGCAGCAUCCCAAGGAACAAGUCACCCAAACCAGUCUCCCAGCAUACACAACUCCAAAACUCACAUCUCUGAGGAUGAUUUGAGAAGUAGGAGAGAACAGCUUAAACCAGAGCUGUCCAAGGCAAGUGGCAUGCAGGCUAGGCGCGUUCCAAGGAUCCCAUCAGCUCCAGAUCGUAAGAAAGAGCUGGAGGAAUGGGUGGCAUCCAAAGGCAAGACCUACAAGCGGCCACCGAUGGUGCUGCUUCAGAAGCAGGCAGUGAAGCCAUCCUGCAUAAAGGUCAAAGCAAAGGAGAAACAAGAAAAUCCAGAGAAGCGCUGCCAAGAAAAGAUCAACAAUAUAUUAACUGAAUGCCAGAAGCUCAUUGAGGAGGGUGCCCAUGCAGAGGAGAUCUGGGAAAUGCUGUCCCUUGUGCCCCAGGCAGAGAAAUUUGCCAAAUUUUGGAUCUGCCAAGCAAAGCUGCUGGCCCGGAGUGGCCCCUUUGAUGUGAUGCAGCUGUACGUAGAAGCAGUCUGUGCUGGGGCUGAGGUGAGUGGGACAUGGCACCUCCCUAUGUUCCCUGUCUCCGUUCUGGAGGGCUUCCUCGAGAUCCAGGCGCCAGGUUUUGGAAUGAGCUUAGCAACAUUAGCCUCUGGUGAAGAAGUCCUUUAG